ACACCGAUUCAACUCAUUGACUCUUCCCCCACCGUAAAAGCUCUACACCCGUUGGUUGCAAGGUGUGCUACACGUCUCUUCAACUUCGAUGCUUUUCUAGUUGAACGGUUUUUUCCUUUCUCUUCCGGUUAUUUGCAUCUAGUGUUAGGGUUUUUGAAGCUUGUUCCUAUUCCUAGUUGAAGGACCCUACAUUUUGGUCACAGAUUCCGUUACCCAAGAUUUAUUGUUGUGCAAUUUCUAUCUCUGUAAUUGUAUUUCUUACUUGUGCUACUUUAUGCUAACUCAAUCUGCAUUAUUUGAUCUACUUCUCAAUGCUUCAUUGAGAUUUGUUAAUGUUGGCAGAUGAAUUUUAACAACGUGAAGGUUCCAAAGGUUCCUGGUGGUGGAGUCUCUGCUUUGCUUAAAGUUAGCAUUAUUGGUGGUCUUGCUGUAUAUGGGGCUGCAAACAGCUUGUACAAUGUUGAUGGAGGUCAUCGAGCCAUUGUUUUCAAUCGUAUAGUUGGUGUCAAGGAUAAGGUUAUUCCAUUGUCCAUGGCUGUUAAAUGAAAUCACUUUUCUCAUUGUGUUUAGUUGUUUUUGCGAACAAGGUCUAUCCCGAAGGGACACAUAUUAUGAUUCCAUGGUUUGAGAGGCCUGUGAUCUAUGAUGUUCGUGCACGGCCUCAUUUAGUGGAGAGUACUUCUGGGAGCCGUGAUCUGCAAAUGGUGAAAAUUGGACUUAGAGUCCUUACCCGUCCUGUUCCAGAUCAAUUACCAACAAUUUAUCGAACCCUGGGUGAGAAUUAUAAUGAAAGGGUCCUGCCUUCUAUUAUACAUGAAACUCUGAAAGCAGUAGUUGCACAGUAUAAUGCCAGUCAGCUCAUUACUCAGAGAGAGGCUGUUAGUCGAGAAAUAAGGAAGAUAUUGACUGAAAGGGCCUCCAAUUUUAAUCUUGCAUUGGAUGAUGUGUCAAUCACCAGUUUGACGUUUGGGAGGGAAUUUACAGCUGCUAUUGAAGCCAAGCAGGUUGCUGCUCAAGAAGCUGAGAGAGCUAAAUUUGUUGUAGAAAAAGCUGAACAAGACAAAAGAAGUGCUGUUAUUAGAGCACAGGGUGAAGCCAAGAGUGCCCAGUUGAUUGGUCAAGCUAUUGCCAAUAAUCCUGCUUUUAUCACCUUAAGGAAAAUUGAAGCUGCAAGGGAAAUUGCUCAAACGAUUUCAAAUUCUGCCAACAAGGUUUACUUGAAUUCAGGUGAUCUCUUACUGAAUCUUCAGGAAUUAAAUUUGGAGCCCAGCGGGAAGAGAUAGUUGUGAGGUUGAAUUCACUCAAGUAUUUCAACCUCUUUCCUAGUAUCUUCAUUCAUUUUCACCUGCAUGUGCGUUCUAUCAAACGUUCAAAUAUGGUAGUCAGCGUUACAGUCAGAAAUGUUGACGAACUGAUGGUCAUUAUCGUUAAAUGGAGCAUGUGAGAUAAACGAGAUUCAAUUAAGUUUUAUCCGAUUUCUGUACUUCUGUUCUUGAAUAGUCUCUGUCGUUGUCGGAUGUCAAGUUUUUGAUAUUGAUUUAUUGUGGCACAGUGAUCUUGUUUUUAUCUUCCGCUGUUGAUUGAUUUGUUAGUCUAUACUGCCAUA
Abrus precatorius (Indian licorice) is the source of this 1606-nucleotide messenger RNA. Its product is annotated as prohibitin-1, mitochondrial. Lineage: Eukaryota; Viridiplantae; Streptophyta; Magnoliopsida; Fabales; Fabaceae. The transcript has 5 exons. The record is from RefSeq and is a predicted model, not a curated record. Bases 543 to 1283 code for a protein of 246 amino acids. Gene Ontology annotation, cellular component: membrane; mitochondrion. Gene Ontology annotation, biological process: mitochondrion organization.